GUGUCGCGUCAGCCACAGCGAUCGCGUCAGUUCGUUUGCGGGGACGUAUGCUGCUCCAAUUACCUAAUCAUUCGAAAUCAACAUCAUGGCAGAUAAAACAGACGUAGAAAAUGGCGAUGCCCUUGCGGAAAAAAUGCGGCGACCCAUCAAACUGCCGGUUCUGCCAAAGACGCUUAACAUUGAAGAGAAGAAAUACCUCAUGGCUGUCGAAAGAGGGGACAUGGCGAAUGUGAGAAGGUUAAUCCAAAAAGCACAUCGCACGAAGCACGUAGACAUAAACUGCGUAGAUUCCCUUGGCCGGGGUGCUCUAACCCUCGCUAUAGAUGGUGAAAACCUGGAGAUGGUGGAGCUCCUGGUGGUCCUGGGGGUGGAGACGAAGGAUGCCCUGCUGCAGGCGAUUAAUGCGGAGUUCGUGGAAGCCGUGGAACUGCUUUUGGAGCAUGAGGAACUGAUUCAUAAGCAUCCGUCGCCUUAUAGCUGGCAGAAGGUGGACCCAACCACGGCAAUGUUCACCCGCGACCUCACACCUUUGGUACUAGCUGCUCAUAAGAAUAACUACGAAAUUAUUAAACUUCUUUUGGAUAGAGGAGCGACGUUGCCAGACCCUCAUGAUAUACGUUGCGGUUGCGACGAAUGCAUCACAGAGUCCACAGAGGACCCGCUCCGCCAUUCGCUUGCUCGCUUGAACGCGUAUCGCGCGCUCGCUUCGCCUUCGCUUAUCGCCUUGUCGUCUAACGAUCCCGUGCUCACUGCGUUUGAACUGUCUUGGGAAUUACGGACUUUGGCUUUUGCUGAACAGGAGUGCAAAGCCGACUACUUAGAACUGCGUCGCCAAGUGCAAAGGUUCGCGGUGGAUCUUCUAGAUCAAUCUAGAAGUUCCCAAGAGUUAGCCAUCAUGCUGAACUAUGAUCCCGAAGAACCACCCUUUGAAGAGGGGGAACCCAUGAAAUUGGCUAGGUUGGAACUCGCCGUGGACUUUAAGCAGAAGAAAUUCGUAGCGCAUCCAAAAAUCCAGCAGCUCCUUGCGUCAAUAUGGUACGAAGGUGUCCCCGGGUUCCGUAGGAAAUCGAACCUGGAGAAAAUGAUGAUAAUCAUCAGAGUAGCACUACUAUUCCCAUACUACUGCUGUUUGUACAUGGUAGCACCGAAUUGUGCUACUGGCAAACUCAUGAGGAAGCCGUUCAUGAAGUUUUUGAUACAUGCCUCUAGUUACCUGUUUUUCUUGUUAAUAUUAAUCCUGGUUUCCCAAAGAGCGGAGGUCCAAGUAGUGCAGUUAUUUGGUCCAGAUUGGAUGGUGAAACAACUUCAAGAGGAAUUAAAGAAACAGAGAGGCAAUGGACCGACGGUUCUAGAAAUUAUUGUUCUUAUAUACGUAGUUGGUUUCAUCUGGGAGGAAACGCAAGAAAUGUACACAGAGGGUUUCCGCUCAUACCUUCGCAACAUGUGGAACUUUAUAGAUUUCACCCGGAAUUCCCUGUACUUUGCUGUAGCAAUACUACGUUUUGCUGCUUACUUGCAACAGUCGUCUGAAAUACAGAAGGACCCGAAAGUCAGGUUUAUACCUCGAGAACAUUGGGAUGACUUCGAUCCUCAGUUGAUCGCUGAGGGGCUGUUCGCCGCUGCAAAUAUUUUCAGUGCGCUAAAACUAAUACACCUGUUUUCCAUAAAUCCACACUUGGGUCCUCUGCAGAUCUCUCUGGGCAGGAUGGUGAUUGACAUCGUUAAAUUCUUCUUCAUUUAUAGUCUUGUGCUCUUUGCCUUCGCUUGCGGUCUUAACCAAUUGCUAUGGUAUUUCGCUGAUCUGGAAAAGCAGAAAUGCUAUGUUUUACCCGGGGGUCUCCCUGAUUGGGAUAACGCCGGUGAUUCUUGUUCAAAAUGGCGGAGCUUCGGAAACGUAUUCGAAGCAUCCCAAUCACUAUUCUGGGCGUCCUUCGGCAUGGUUGGUCUGGAAAACUUUGAGCUGGCUGGCAUCAAGAGCUACACCAGAUUCUGGGGUCUGCUCAUGUUCGGCUCUUACUCGGUGAUCAAUGUGAUCGUUCUACUGAACCUCCUCAUUGCCAUGAUGUCGAAUUCUUAUGCUCAUAUUGAUGAACAUUCAGACGUGGAAUGGAAAUUUGCUCGUACUCGUCUUUGGAUGAGCUACUUCGAGGAUAGUCCCACUCUCCCCCCACCGUUUAAUAUCUUCCCCACUCCCAAACGGGUCAUGAAGCUGUUCAAAUCAAAGGAUAGUGAUAAGAAAGUGAAAGUUAAGGUUGACAAAGAAAAAGAGCACGACGUGCGUUACACAGCAGUAAUCCGCGCGCUAGUAUGGCGCUACGUAUCUGCCAUGCACAGGAAGCUAGAUGAUGAUCCCGUUACCGAAGAUGAUAUUAACGAGCUGAAGGGAGACGUGUCAGCUCUGAGAUAUGAACUGCUGGAUGUGUUUGGAAGGAACGGCAUGGAUGUGAGCUUCACUGAUCGGAAGGAAAAGACUGUUCUCGCAAAGCGCAUGAAGAUCUGGGAGCGGCGUUUGAUGAAGGACUUCCAAGUGGCUCCCGUCUCCGUGAUGGAUGAGGAAGGUAGACCAGCUAACGAGGAUGCUCUGGCGAGGUUCAGACGCAUCGCAAGAAUGGCUGCAGCAGCCAACAGCAAUGACAAGUGGAAACAGGCGCUUGUUGCUACGGGAAUGUCGUCUCAAAUCGGCCGAUGUCGAACUCGAGAAUCAUUUAGAAGUCAGCAGAAGCUACAGCAGGCCAUGGACCACGCUAAGAGACUGGUUAUGAGAUCACCUUUACCAGAAAUGUCACGAAGUACAACGCCAAUACAGAUGCCGGUGUCUCCCGGCCAUACCCUCAUGGAGCUGAUCAAGGAUAUGUCCGAGGAUGUGGGAGCCAGUGUUGAUUUGAGGACCCCUGUUAUGCCGAGGACUGAUGGAAAUUAUUUAUCUGCAACAAGGGAGCUUCUUUCACCAACUCCAACGAUGGAAGUUAAACACCAAACAAAGCUUACCUUCAAGACUCCAUCAAGAAACCCGUCACCUUGUGGAACUCGAAGCAGCAGCCCAGUUUCAGGACCGAGUAAUCCUCUUGUUGAACAGAGAUCAGUGGAUCCAAGCCCGCUGAAAUCCAAACGUGUUACAGACCCAACAACCGUGCCAAAGGUUGUUAAAAGGAAACCGCCGACACCGCCGGGAGAUUAUCAACAGGAUGCUUCAGAUGUUAAGUCAUCUGAAGACAUAGCUGUGGCGAGGCCGGUGGCUGACGUCAAACCAAAGGGGUCAUUGCCCCCUCCACCACCGUAUUGUAAGGCUAAGGUUCAAGCACCGACGAUGGAAAUCACUCCAUGCACUCCAGUGUGCCAACGGGCCUUCUCUCCCACUCAGGGAAAGGCAAAAGAACACACACCAGAACCUAAACGACCUGUACCGCAGCCACAGUCACCAGUAGAAUCUACAGUGUCAGCGAGUACAGAAAAUCUGAUACCGUCUCCAGAUCCUCUGCAGCAGACCAACCUUGAUGAAAACAUUCGGAGUAUCAAAAAGACGUCCAAAACUUGGCUAUAAAGAAACUAUGAUUAUCGAGACCUAAAUAAAUAUAAUGGAACAUCAACUUUUAAUAAUCUCUUAAAUAAAUUUUAUGGUAC
This is a messenger RNA of Colias croceus (clouded yellow), 3621 nucleotides long. RefSeq names its product transient-receptor-potential-like protein (gene trpl). The record is from RefSeq and is a predicted model, not a curated record. Gene Ontology annotation, molecular function: store-operated calcium channel activity; inositol 1,4,5 trisphosphate binding; protein binding. Lineage: Eukaryota; Metazoa; Arthropoda; Insecta; Lepidoptera; Pieridae. The transcript is spliced from 24 exons. The coding region runs from base 86 to 3541 and encodes 1151 amino acids. Gene Ontology annotation, biological process: regulation of cytosolic calcium ion concentration; calcium ion transmembrane transport; manganese ion transport. Gene Ontology annotation, cellular component: cation channel complex; membrane.